UUGCGGUAUAUACACGUGUGUCAGUCUUCUCAUAUAAGCAUAAUUUUUUGGAGUUAAGUUUGGGCUUUGUGUAGCAUUUUUAUCCAAUUUCAACAAGGUUUAUAUGCGUAUCACUAUCAAACCAAAGUACAGCUUUCUUAACCGUUAAGUUCUAAUUCUGUAACGUUGUUAGCAUGAUUUGACACAUUUUGAGCUAUGCGAUAGUGAUACUCAGCGGGCGGAUUCAAAUUCGUAGCAGCUUUUGCUUGCUACAAUAUUAUCUGAGCAUGCUGUAUUACCAGCUACAGUCUUUCGUCUUCUUUCAAAUUCAAUGUGGCAGCUUCAAACUUGUUUUUAAAACUCAUAUCCAGCACUAGUUAUUGUGAAGAUUGUUAUUGCAGUUGAUGGCAUACCUAUUGGGUAGUCAGACUUGUAUUGAAAGUCUUCAGUCAGAUGUUGCUGAUGUUGAAUCUGUAUUGUCUGAAGUAUUAUCUCACACAGGGCUCAUACCUUUCAACUCUUGGAAGUUUCCUGGCACAAAAGCCAGUGAUGUAUCCAUUAAUGAAUUACUAAACAAAUAUACAUUCUCAGAAGAUGCAGAGGAAUCACAAGUAGCACAUAUAUCAUUGCAAGAACUUCUUCUUGACAGGAUGAUAUUUUUCAUUCAGGCAACAUCCUUGUUUGUUGAAUGUUUCUUAAACAGAAAACAGACCCAUAACAGGAAAGCUAACAAGUUAUUUUCCACAAGUGUAGGUCUGGCUGUUCAGAAGUGUUGGUCAGUUCUGAACCAACUGAAAAAAUUACCUGCAGAAGUGAAAGCUUAUGGGACAUUAACAUGUACAAAGUUUGAACCAUCAGUGGCAAGCCAAGAAAUACAAACAGAAAAUUUCAUCUGCCCUAAUUCUAAUCAUCUUUGUGAAAUACUAAAGAUAUUACAUGGCAAUAAUUCAUUGACUGAAAAUAAUGUUACUACUCAGAAAGUUGCAAAUGAAGGUCCUCAAAGCAUGUUUUUCACAUGUUGGCAGGUUGCUGAGAAAAUGAACUUGUUAAUUUCCAAAAUAAAAACUUUGAAUGAGGAGUCCGAAUGCAAAGACAAAGAUAAAACUUACUACCAGAAAAAAGCAUUGGAGUUAGAAGAGGAGUUAAAAAAGAAAAUAGCUUAUUUAGAAAACUUGAAGAAGGUACACCAUAAGACUGUUGAAGAGUUACAGAAGAUUUUAGAUGCAGAAUCAGAAAAAGUUGAAAAUUUGAAUGCCAAUAAUGAACUAGAGAGGAAGGCUUUGGAAGACAAACUUUUAGACCUGCAGACAAAAUUAAAGCAAGAAAACUAUCAAACAGCUGAGUACAUACAAAAAACCAAAAAGGAUGAAAUUACAAUCAGCAAUCUUCAACAAGAAAGAAAUGAAAUGAUAGAAAGAAAUGAGAUUUUAUGCAAGAAAUUAGAAGUCAUCAAAAAACUGGAAACUGAAUUUCUUCAACUAGAAGGAGAGAAAAAAGUAUUAGAUGCCAAACUUCGCUCACUACUCCAGCAGCUGGAAACUUUAGCUGAGAAAGAGAUCUCAAACCAGGUUAUGAUAACACAGUUGAAGAGUCAGAUUUCUGUCCUUGAAAAGCAGAAAACACUGAGAGAAGCUGAAUACAAAACCUUGAAGCAGAGACAAGUGUAGAGAAGGACAUGGAGAACCAAAUCAAAGCCAAUGGAAUUAGAAUCCAGCUACUUCAAGAUCAAAAUGAAAUCCUUAGGGAAUCUUUGAACAAAAUAAAAUCUGUUGUCUCAAUACAGAAAGAAUUAGGAACAUCUGUGGUUAAGAAGGUACUUUUUCUUUUAAUUGUCUUAAAUAUAAGUAUAAGUUACCAGAUAGUACUAGCUUUGAGAAUUAUUUGUAAAGCUUAAUGUUAUGAUGCCUUUGUGUAAGAUUAUAAAAAGUAAGUAAAUAUUACUUUAACUAGCUGUUGUAGCUAGUAACUAAUGGUAAGGGUAAUUUCUUUAUUUGUUACAAAGAAUUUUUAAGAAAGAGGUCUAGAACCUCAUCCAGUAUGUGAAGCACAGCAAAUCAAUUUUUUUUUAUGUCAGAAUUAUAAAUGUUUUUAUGCUAAGUAGUAAGAGUUAAAGGAUCACAUUUUUAAUGUGGCAUUGUUUUAUUCUUACUUAUUUGAAACAUUGGCACAUAACUCUACAUAUUUUUAUUUUAUUUUUUUCCUAAAUCUAUUUAAUAUUUAAGUGACAAUAGAUAACCAUAGAAACAGAAAGAUUAUGGGAAAUAUUAAUUAGAACCUGAUAAUAUCUAAUAUGGUAAAGCUAUCUUUAAGAUUGGAAAGGACAACAGUUCAUAAAAUCCAAAAUCCUUGUCCAGCAACUUAUGUAUAUAUACAUAUAUAUAAUUAAACGUGCUCAUAUCACUUUAAACACUAGUUCUGUGAAGUAAAAGUUUAUUUUAGAGUCAUCAUUUGUAUAUUUGUACCUGGCAUAGAUAAGCAGCAUAAUUAUAAUUUCUGCACAAGAAUAGAACUGAUAUAUUAAAAGUUAUAUACUACAGUGUGUACUGAUAAUGAACUGGUGUUGUUAUUUAGCAUAUGAUGAUUUUCUUAAGAGUCAAAAAUAAAGGAGUUUUCUCCUAUACUUUGGUGUUUUCAGAAUUGACACACUAAGCAUCCAUUACUGUAGAGAAAAUAUUGAAAGUUUUUGUAUGUGAUGCAAUAGGUUAGGAGCUACAAUGGUUAAACUGGUAUUUUGAAAGAAUUGGAUCUUCUUUUUUGUGAUCCUCUUUGUAUUAGCAGUGUGUAUUACAGCAUGGUCCAAUCAGAUGACCAGGAACACUAAUGUCUUGAAUCCUCAAGAGAGGAAAUGCCAUUCUAGACUAUUCUGCUCCAGUUUAAUUAACCCCUGAGGAUCUGCAAGAUGUUUUACCCUCUUCUGGAUACUGAAACAUGGCCAAGAAAUAGUUCAUACAGACUGAAAAUUUUAAAUGUGGAUAGUUAGCUAACUUUGCACUAUAAACAAUGUAAUAUUUUCCUUGUGUUUGAUGAAGCAGUUUUUCUGCUAUUCAUCUUCCUUUUUACAAUUUUAAAAAAUUUUCAGUUCUGAAUUUGUAUUAAUUUUAUAAUAUUGCAUUAAUUAUUUGCAGCCGUACAUACUUUUAGAUCAUGAGGGAUAAAAACAUGACACAUACUAACUCAGGUUAUUGUUCACAGAAAAUAGGUCCUAUCCAGUUGUGGCUUAAUCCUAAUAUUGAAACACUUGACACUUGUGACAGACCAACUAACAAAUCUCAUCUUCAAAGUCUUAGCGGGACAUCUGCAGUUUCUGUCGAUAGAAUUUUACCAACUCUAAACUCCAGCCUGUUUGAUUCCAGUCAGGAAGUUCCUUCUCAGUGUGACAAAACUGGUUCAAGACCACAUUCUGGUAAGAUCAGCUCCAUGAUAGAGUUUGUUUACAAGUGGCCCAAUUUUCAAGGUCAGCAUCAAGCUCAUUACAGAAAGUUUAACCAGGAUAGCCCAGAGUCUCAUCAUCAGUUGAAUACUAGACAAGUCACACCUGAAAGUUAUCAUUCCAGAAAAUCUUUGCUUGCUAGGACUACACUCUCCCAUAUAAGUACUAAUAAACGUGGCUCUGUCUACUCUCCAACUUCCAUAUAUUCUCCUAAAACCUUGACUGACCAAGUCCCAGAGAAGGAUGUUAUGUCAGACAAACAUUUUGUGCCACAAAUUACUUAUGGCUUUGCUGUCUCUUCAGUGCAGAAAAAGCAAAAAUGGCUACAAACAAAAACUACUCAUUCCACCACUUUUGAAGGCAAACGACUACAAAAAAUUAAAACAAAAAAAAGCAUAUAGUACACAUGUAUCUUGUGCCUAAAUGCUUAUUAUAUAACCACUACAUGUAUGUAUUUUAUAUAAAUGUUUGGGGAUAGUCUUAAAUUUUUUACUGGUUUAUUUUCUGUUUUAUAGUUUAAUUUUUCCAUAAAACAUAGAUAUUUACUCUGUUAAUCUUAACAUCUUUAAAUAAUUCUGCUUAAUCCAAGUUGUGAGAACUAAAAUGUGGAUACUGGUGACCAGUAUGUAUUAAGCAAGUAUUAAUAUAAUUGUAUUUCACAUUAAUACAUAUAAUUAUCAAUAUACAUCGUUUAUGUUGUAUGUCACAAAAAAUAUUUCCUCUACCUCAUAAGUAACUGAAGCAAAAUUGUUUCACUAAAACAUGUGAUUGUUAAAUUUUCAAGCAAUUUAAUAGUUAAAAAGUAAGAUUUUUGUACCUUAGAUUUUAGUUUUCUCAAUUUAUAGACUUUUAACAUAUGUAUUACUGUUUUACACAAACCACAAGUAUGAAUAAAAAUUUUCACAAAUAACUUUUUUCUGACUUUUUUGUUACAACAGAUCUUAUUGUUUU
Molecule: messenger RNA, 4360 nt
Organism: Limulus polyphemus (Atlantic horseshoe crab)
Lineage: Eukaryota; Metazoa; Arthropoda; Merostomata; Xiphosura; Limulidae
Product: coiled-coil domain-containing protein 157-like
Exons: 9
Coding region: 384-1646 (420 amino acids)
Source: RefSeq, a predicted model, not a curated record